Molecule: messenger RNA, 1085 nt
Organism: Cylas formicarius (sweet potato weevil)
Lineage: Eukaryota; Metazoa; Arthropoda; Insecta; Coleoptera; Brentidae
Product: thymidylate synthase
Exons: 3
Coding region: 129-1085 (318 amino acids)
Biological process (GO): dTMP biosynthetic process
Cellular component (GO): mitochondrion; cytosol
Molecular function (GO): thymidylate synthase activity
Source: RefSeq, a predicted model, not a curated record
AGAAAACGCGGUAAAACGUGCGUGAAAUCAUGUCAUAUAUUUAAGGACUUAAUUUUUAAUAAAAAGUUUAUAGAAAGUUAGUGCUCGAAUUAUUUCAAUUUUUUGCAGUAAAUUUUAAAGAGAUAAGCAUGUCAGGGAACUUCAUAAAGGGAAAUCAUGAAGAAAAGAAAAACCAAUCUACAAAUCAUAUAAAAACUGAAAUAAAUUGUUUGAGUAGUCGUCACGAGGAAUAUCAGUAUUUAAAUCACAUCCGCCAGAUUAUAACUCAGGGAGUUAAAAGGAGUGACAGGACAGGAGUUGGUACUUAUUCAAUUUUUGGAGCACAAAUGCGUUAUUCCCUGCAUGAUGGUAUUUUCCCUCUACUGACUACAAAACGUGUAUUUUGGAGAGGAGUUGUUGAAGAACUGUUGUGGUUUAUACGAGGUAGCACAAAUUCAUUUGAACUCAAUGAAAAAGGAGUGCACAUAUGGGAUGCAAAUAGUACCAGAGAGUUUUUAGACUCUAUUGGUCUUAAAGACAGAGAGGAAGGUGAUUUGGGUCCUAUUUAUGGAUUUCAGUGGCGGCACUAUGGUGCCAAAUAUGCAGGGAUGAGGGCUGAAUAUAGAAACAAAGGCAUAGACCAACUUGCCGAGGUUAUUAACACUAUUAAGACCAAACCAACUGAUCGAAGAAUGAUUAUGUGUGCUUGGAAUCCAAUUGACAUUCCUGAGAUGGCUCUGCCACCUUGCCAUUGUCUUUUGCAGUUUUUUGUAUCAGAUGGAGAGCUGUCAUGUCAAAUGUAUCAGCGUUCAGCAGAUAUGGGUUUGGGGGUCCCAUUCAACAUUGCGAGUUAUUCAUUGCUUAUCUAUAUGGUGGCCCAUGUAACAAAUCUUAAACCAGGCGAAUUUAUUCAUACCUUGGGUGACAGUCAUGUAUACUUAAAUCAUGUUGAAGCUUUAAAUGAGCAACUGUCAAGGGAACCGAGGCCUUUUCCACAUCUCAGAAUUAAACGCAAAGUGGAAAGCAUCGAUGAUUUUACUGUAGAAGAUUUUGAAUUAAUAGGUUACAAUCCUCACCCUAAACUCACCAUGCCCAUGGCUGUUUAA